AUGUAUGGUAAAAUAAGUAUGAACGUCUUCGUGACAUUUGAUCCUUACCUAAUCGUAUGGAAUUCAAUUAUUCAUGAUGAGACAUCAGUACAUUUAAAACAACUGAGGGCGGUAGUAAAUUAUAUGAAAGGUCAUUUUAUAUUAGAUGUAGACAAUUACAUUUCUUCUGUUUGUUCGUGUAAUUUAUUAUCUUAUAGUACAUAAACAUAUUGCGAUACAUAAUAAUAUAAUGCAAUAAAGAUAAUUAUUACCAUGUUCAUCCAUCUAUAACCUAACAUGCUUUUGUAAUACGAACGCCAACGACAGCAAUGGAGUAUCGUACAUUUUGGCUCGUGACGUCAUCUCUCAAUAUCUAAAAUCCGCGGCGUAUGGUAGGCAAAAUCUGGGUAUUAAUUUUUUUUUAUGCGACGCAUCAACAAGAAACGAUCUUUACAUAAUAUAUCUAACCUAUGGUGUUCACUGCCAAGUUUAAGCAAGGGCGCAGGUAAUAUUUGACUGGACUAAGGGCAUUAAUGCUUAACCGCUAGCCUUUAAUUAUACACAUAACUCUACUUCUGUGUACUUAAUUAUCCUCUAUCUCAGAUCUCAAUGUACAGUAUGGUAAUGAUUAUACGUUUGUGUAAUAAUUUACAAAAUGUAGCGAAUUCAUUACACCACCACCAACCCCUCUCAUAUUUUGCCAAUACCCUGCAUCACUACUGAAAAGUGAUCAUGUAUUAACGAAGUUUCUUGUAUAGACUAAUAUUUAAUUAUCUGCCAGCCGACAUAUCUUGUUUGAAGAUUUGCAUGGCUAAGCAACAAUAUAAUAAAUGCUUGCGGUACACCAUUUAGAUAGUUUUGAAAAGAACUGAUGUGGUGUUGUGAGAAUGUCUCGACUUUUCGUGAGUUGCUUCAAUCGUCGACAAUUUUGCAAAGAGUCCAAACUUACGUGACUGAAAAGUAAGAUUGAUGCUGAUUGGUGGAAAAUAUAAAGCUGGGACUGGGUGUGAAAAGGCGAGUACAAAAGCCAGUAUUCAGUGUCUGUGUAAAUGUGGGGCGUGGCUAGAAAGCCCAUGACAGUGGCAUUGUGUCUAGCUUGUUGAAGGAAAGCCAAUACAAUGGCAUGGUUUGCAGGGUUGUGUGAAAUGUGCUGUUUUGAUUUAGGUCCGAUUAAAUAUGGACAAAACCAAAUAUGCGUCCUGGUAGAUUACCCUUGGAGUCCGGGAUAAUGUGUUGGUUGUACUAUGAAACUAAUGGUAUCGGCUUGUAGAAUUCCUUGAAUCCGUUGUGAAAGUUAUCUUACAUCGAGAAUAAUAAGGAUUAACCUGUAGCUGAAGUGUUCCUAACAACCACAGCAACAAAGAAGUUUGCACUAAAAUGUAUUCAACAGGGUUGCUGAAUUAUGUGAGUUGUGAUUAUACCGCCCUACCUUUGUGCGAAAAAAAUGUUUCAAACAUCUGCCCUCAAGAAUAUAAUUGUCGAAAUUCAUCUGUAUGCUUACCAUAUGAUAAACUUUGUGACGGUUUGAAAAAUUGUCUCGAAGGUGAUGACGAAUAUUUUUGCGACUAUACUUGUCCAGCUGAAUGCACAUGUAAAGACUUCAGAAUUAAGGGCAAUAAAAUCGAAUGGAAUUCAACGAUAAUAAUCAAACUUUCAUUGACUGACUUGGAUUUGUCUGGUAAGAAAAUAACUGAUCUAUUGCAAGUUGAAUUCAAUGGUUUAAUUAAUCUUCGAUGGUUGGAUCUGUCUGGUAACGAAAUAACUGAUCUAUUGGAAGUUGACUUCAAUGGUUUAAUUAAUCUUCAAUGGUUGUUCUUACAUUUUAACCAAAUAACUGAACUAAACCAAGGUGUAUUCAGUGGUUUGACUAGUCUUCAAACAUU
Molecule: messenger RNA, 1862 nt
Organism: Anneissia japonica
Lineage: Eukaryota; Metazoa; Echinodermata; Crinoidea; Comatulida; Comatulidae
Product: relaxin receptor 2-like
Exons: 7
Cellular component (GO): extracellular matrix
Molecular function (GO): protein binding
Source: RefSeq, a predicted model, not a curated record